AGGGACAAUGACUAGGCUGUGUAAACGCCAAUCUAUCUCCCCAUCCUAUUAAUCCUGCCUCCCCCCCAAUUUGGUUUGGUCCAGUCGCUAGGAGACGAAAGCGGAAGCGUGUCCCGAGGCAACAACCAGGCAAGAACAGCAUGGCGGCGAGCGAAGAGGUGCUCGCUUUGCAGGCUGAAGUUGCUUUUCGAGAAGAGGAGCUAAGGCUCCUCAGACAGCGCCUAGAGGCAGCGACGGCGGAGUCGCUCCCACGGCAGUCGCGUGAGCCGGCGCCGCUACCGCCGAAAGCUGUCCUGUCCCGGGAGGAGAUUCUUCGUUACAGCCGGCAGCUAGUCCUGCCAGAGCUGGGGGUGCGCGGGCAGCUGCGUCUGGCCGCCUCGUCCGUGCUGGUGGUGGGCUGUGGCGGCCUGGGCUGCCCUUUGGCCCAAUAUCUGGCGGCUGCCGGAGUGGGCCGCUUGGGCCUAGUAGAUCACGACGUGGUGGAGUUGAGCAACCUGCACCGGCAGGUCCUGCACGGCGAAGCGCGGGCAGGCCAGGCCAAGGCGCAUUCCGCUGCCGCCGCCCUGGGGCGGCUCAACUCUGCCGUUCAGUGCAUUCCGUACGCCGAAGCCCUCACCCCGGCCACUGCGCUGGACCUCGUCCGCCGCUACGACGUAGUGGCUGACUGCUCAGACAACGUACCCACUCGCUACCUGGUCAGCGACGCGUGCGUGCUGGCCGGCCGGCCUCUGGUCUCGGCCAGCGCGCUGCGUCUGGAGGGCCAGCUCACAGUCUAUCACUACGAAGGCGGGCCCUGCUACCGCUGUGUCUUCCCCACGCCACCCCCGGCGGAGACGGUGACCAACUGUGCGGACGGAGGCGUCCUGGGCGUGGUGCCCGGAGUGCUUGGCUGCCUGCAGGCUCUCGAGGUGAUCAAGAUCGCCGCCGGCCUCGGGCCCUCCUAUAGCGGCAGCCUCUUGCUGUUUGAUGCCCUCGGCGGUCAUUUCCGCCGCAUCCAACUUCGGGGCCGUCGUUCAGAUUGUGUGGUCUGUGGGGACCAGCCCACAGUGACCCGUCUGCAGGAUUAUGAAGCUUUCUGCGGCUCUUCGGCCACGGAUAAGUGCCGCACUCUGCAGCUGCUCACUCAGGAGGAGCGAGUCUCCGCUGCCCACUACAAGCAGGUGUUGGACACGGGGGAGCCUCACCUGCUGCUGGAUGUUCGGCCUAAGGUGGAGGUGGACAUCUGUUGCCUAUCCCAUGCCCUCCACAUCCCUUUGAGCCACUUGGAGCGGAGGGAUGCAGAGAGCCUGGAACUCUUAGGGGACGCCAUUAGGAAAGGAAAGCAGAAUAUCCAGAAAGGGACUCUUUUCCCCAUCUAUGUGAUUUGCAAGCUGGGGAAUGAUUCUCAAAAAGCGGUGAAGGUCCUGCAGAGUUUGUCAGUCAAAGAAUUGGACUCCUUGUUGGCCAGAGAUGUUGUGGGAGGUCUCAUGGCAUGGGCCACAAAAAUAGAUCCAACAUUUCCGCAGUAUUGAGUUUUGUGGUUCAUUUGUCUGAAAUAGAUGAUGGUCAAAAAGUGCAUCUUUCAACUGUGGAUUUCAAAAUUACCUCAAGGAAAUACCCAUAGCGUAUGAAUCCUAAUCCUUUAGGACUGCUUUACAUGGUCAGAUAAGGGGGGGAAUAGGUUAAAUGUUAGUCUCUGCAGAUAUAUUCUCUCUUCUGCCUAGAGAGUUGACUGUUAAAGCAGUCAGCUUGUUCAGGAGAGAUUUGAAAAUAGCUUAAUGAAUGAAAUCAAUCAAUUUAACAGUUGCUUGGACAAUUAAUGGUUUGCCUCGGAAUUUUGAUGUGGGUGAAUUUUUUUUGUUUUUUUUUUUUUGCCCAUAAGCAAUUAAGGUUCCAACUUGAGAUGUUUUGUAAUUAUGGUAGAAUUUAAGUGCAUCCAAUUGAAAAAAAUUGAACUCUUGGUAACAAAAACUAAAGUGGCACCCUGACUGUUGUAUGCCUCAUACAAUAGAAAUUGAAAUACUUGAUAUAGUUCAAAUAGUUUGUCACUUAAAGUCAAAACUAGAUACUUAGCUUUGUGAUUGAGUGCUUAUCUUCUUUGGUCCUUGAAAUAAAGUUAAUACUUGUACUAUCAAAUAAUAGUGAAAAUAGCAUUUAACUUUGUAAGAUGGCACUGCUCUGAAUAUUGUAAAGUACUUUUCAAGGACAUCCUUAGCACCCAGUUACUGGCAUUCAUUCUGUAGAGAUUCUCUUCUCAUUUCCCACACAAUUUUAUACAUGGGAGAUUUGGGGUAGUGAACAUCAAGGACUCCUUGAAUUAAAUGAGAAUGGGAGGUAAACCCAGGUCUUUAGGAUAGUCUCUGAAAGGAGACUGAUAGCAAAAUGAAGCUUGUCAAAGUUUAUGGGACCAUGCUAAUUACUAGCCACUGUUGAGGGCUGCUCCAAAGUUGAGACUGGUGCUAUUCAGAUUUACUAUAUUGUAUUCUAAUAAAUCCUAGGGUAAGAUGAAUUUACGAAGGCCCAAAUAAUCAUUUGCCUUAGGCUAAUGCCUUUGAAUGAUUCUGAAUAAUUUUUUUCAUUCUGUCAAUUUGGAGAAGACAGUUGAUACCUUCCAUGUAGAGAUGGGAAAGGAUAGAAAAAUAGUAUCAGUUCACAGUUUAUCUGGGAAUUUUAAGGUUUGCAAACGGCUUUCGUCACAAGGAUCUUGUUGGAGAGGUAAAGCCCAGAAAGUUAGUGACUUUUUGGUUUUAUUUAUAACUAGUAAGUGUUGGAAUAAAAAUUUGUACCCAGGUCUCUUGACUACAAAGUAGAGUAGAAAGUUUCAGACAAAAUGUUACUGUACUUACCAGUUCAUUGAGCUGCCUUCUGAAGGAGACAAGCCAUUUCAAUUCAGGGUAUGAUAGCAACGAUCUUUUCUAUUAUGGAAGCAUAUUAAAACUUUUUUGGUUUCUCUGGAAAUAUUAACAAUAUUUCACCUGGCCAAAACUCCAGACUUUUCCCAUUAGGAAAGUGGUUGGAAGGAAAACUGAGGUUUUUCUUAGGGAUUAAAUGGAUUAAUGGUGACAACUAAAUUUAAUGCUUUGUCUAGGGCUUCUUAAACUUUUUCCACUCGACCUUUCACCUAAGAAAUUUUUAUAUGACCCCAGGUAUAUAGGUAUAUAAAAUAGGUAUUCAAAACCUUUUACUGCUGCCAAAUUUCCCCCAUGUGGUUAAGGUUGCCAUCCACAGUUUAAGAAGCUUUGGUCUAGGGGCAGCUAGGUGGCACAGUGAGCACUGGCCCUGGAGUCAGGAGUAUACCUGGGUUCAAAUCCGG
Dromiciops gliroides (monito del monte) is the source of this 3292-nucleotide messenger RNA. RefSeq names its product molybdenum cofactor synthesis 3 (gene MOCS3). Bases 141 to 1511 code for a protein of 456 amino acids. NCBI's taxonomy places the organism in Eukaryota, Metazoa, Chordata, Mammalia, Microbiotheria, Microbiotheriidae. The record is from RefSeq and is a predicted model, not a curated record. Gene Ontology annotation, biological process: tRNA wobble position uridine thiolation; protein urmylation. Gene Ontology annotation, molecular function: adenylyltransferase activity; URM1 activating enzyme activity; thiosulfate-cyanide sulfurtransferase activity. Gene Ontology annotation, cellular component: cytosol; cytoplasm. The transcript has a single exon.